Molecule: messenger RNA, 2145 nt
Organism: Hipposideros armiger (great roundleaf bat)
Lineage: Eukaryota; Metazoa; Chordata; Mammalia; Chiroptera; Hipposideridae
Gene: NCBP2
Product: nuclear cap binding protein subunit 2
Exons: 5
Coding region: 81-644 (187 amino acids)
Biological process (GO): mRNA cis splicing, via spliceosome
Cellular component (GO): nuclear cap binding complex
Molecular function (GO): RNA cap binding
Source: RefSeq, a predicted model, not a curated record
CAGCCGCUUUCGGGCGUUUCCGGUUCCGCCACCGCUCGUUGUUGACGGUGUGUCGGUGUCCUAGUCCAUAUAUCAGCACGAUGUCGGGUGGCCUCCUGAAGGCGCUGCGCAGCGACUCCUAUGUGGAACUGAGCCAGUACCGGGACCAGCACUUCUGGCCUCUCCCUCUUCCCAGGCCAGUGCAGAGGGAAUCGAGCGGCAGUAGUGAUGGCGGCCGUUUUCAUGGGCUGCGCCUCGGCAAGGGUGACAUUGACGAACAGGAAAAAUUACUGAAGAAAAGCUGUACAUUGUAUGUUGGAAAUCUUUCCUUUUACACAACUGAAGAACAAAUCUAUGAACUCUUCAGCAAAAGUGGUGACAUAAAGAAAAUCAUUAUGGGCCUGGAUAAAAUGAAGAAGACAGCAUGUGGUUUCUGCUUUGUGGAAUACUAUUUAAGAGCAGAUGCAGAAAAUGCCAUGCGGUACAUAAAUGGAACUCGUCUGGAUGACCGGAUCAUUCGCACAGACUGGGAUGCAGGCUUUAAGGAGGGCAGGCAAUACGGCCGUGGACGGUCUGGGGGCCAGGUACGAGAUGAGUAUCGGCAGGACUACGAUGCUGGGAGAGGGGGCUAUGGAAAACUGGCCCAAAAAACCAACGAGCGGUGAGAGCCCCAUCAUGAAAAACACACGCCUUUGGCCUGUUGAAUUUGACAUACGUUACCCAAGGUCUGCAAAUCUGCCCAUUUUUACCAAGCUUUGAUCAAUGUCUCUGUUGAACUGGAAGCCUCUUCAUGGUUUCCCUCUGAAAAUUAUUAAAGGACAGGAUCUAAAAGCAUGCCUUUAAUUCUAUAGUCUUAGCAAUGUAUCACGUUACCGGAAUGAUUUUCUUACCAGAUCAAGAACUGUGUUCCUUGGCAACAGAUUUAAUAUAUAAUAUUGAUCUAUCAGCCAAAAACACCAUACUUCUUUUAGGAAGACAGGGGGUAGGGGUGGGGGUGGGAUUUGAUUACUAUGUCUGCAUCUAAGUAGGUUCAUGAUCUACACUGGAGCCUAGAAUUAUUUUUAAAAUGUAAAUUUUCAUGAGAUAAAGUUGAAUAAAAUAAGUUUUGCUAUGUUGUAUAGUUUUGUUCUAAGUUAGGAACAGAUGUUUCACAACUGAAUUUGUGUCUGUGUUGGAUUCUAAUCUCUAAAGGCAAACUUAGGAGUUGAGAACUUGCAAAAUAGUUGGUGCAAAAGUAAGCCGUAGACAGUCCCAGAGGACACCAUCUGCUUACAUGCUAAAUAUAUUAGGAAAUUAGUUACAGGGCUUAAAUUUGAAGGGUAUUUAUUUAACACAUUUUUUAAAAGAUGUGUUUUUCCUAAAGCUAAAAAAAGCAAGGGUUUAUAUUACAGAGAACCUCAAAUACUCUAUGGGAAGUGGGGACAUUGUCAGUAGGAAAUGGGAUGAAAUAUCAAGGGACGUUGUCCUGACAUGACAAAGGUUGCUGUGAGGGCCAGGAGAUUUAUUCUUUUCAUUUCCAGAGUGAUCUUGAGAAUGGAGUGGGUUUAAAAAGAGCUUGAAGAUCAAGAGACUAACAAAAACAAUCAGAAAUGCUUCCCUUAGGAAAUGGGUUUUGGCCAGUUCUCAUGUUGGAAGUCUGUCUUGUUUUUUUUCCCCUAAUUACUGAGUUUCAGAGCCUUGAUAGUGAGCUAAUGGUCUUUAUGGAGUCUAUUUAUUUUGCAUUUGUAAAGAAAGAGGUGAUUUCUCUCUAAUAUUAUAUGUGAACUAUUGCUCAUUUAAAACUGCUAAUGUAGUAUAAUUUUCCCUGACAUAAGUGAAAUUUUUUCAUCUAGCAACAGAGUAUCUCUAAACUUCCCAUAGGGAGCUGAAAUAUCUCAAAUGUGACACUAGUUAAGUAUAGCUUUUCUCAUUAAAUUGAAACUGGUUAUUUGAAUUUUUAAGAGUUAUAAUUACUUUUAAGUGCUUAGGAAAAAAUACUUGCAAAUAUUUAAUUUCAUGAGGACAUAACUAUUCAUUUUUUAAAUUUCUUUUUACACUAGUUUGAAUUAAUGUAUUUUAUAUUUUUUGUAGUAAAACAUCACUCAGAUUUCUACAGGCCUGAAAACCACAGGUUGUCUGAAUUGUGUCUUUUGUAACAGAUUUCAAUAAAGCUAGACCAACUUGUCA